AUGGACUUUCUGCCAGGCUACGCUAACCAGUGGAAUAACUUGCAAUCGCCAGGACAUCAUCAUCCGCAGUUUGCCGCCAUCAAUGUUAUGCCAUACCCACCUCAGACCCCGUCAGCCUGCUCGGCUGCAUCCAACGGCGUGUCCAGCAUGUCCCCCAACCAGGAGUCCACCUCAUCCCGCUGCUCCAACUCAGUGAGUCCAGGCAGUGACAUCAUGUCAACGGUCUACUCGCAGCAGCAGCCGGUCCAAGGAUCCCACCACAUGGACAUGGUGUCGAGGGGCAGCAGUUUCCAAUACGCACCAUAUCAUCCCGUGCCAUAUGGGAGUCAGAACUUCUACCCCAACUCCUGGUUUCCUCACCGACACCAGGAGACCGCGAGCCCCCUGUAUCGCCCUCAUGGAAGUUUCGAUGCAGCGGCGGCGUUUGAGUUCGCCUGUCAUCAGAGUCAGUUGGCCACAUCGCGGCGCUGCGCCAAGUGCGACUGUCCGAAUUGCUACAACGAGCAGGCAGGCAUACCGCCGUUGGUGGGUCCCGACGAGAAGACGGGCAAGAAAGUGCACCUGUGCCAUAUUCCCGGAUGUGGGAAGAUCUACGCCAAGACGAGCCACCUGAAGGCGCACCUAAGGUGGCACACGGGCGAGAAGCCGUUUGUAUGUACCUGGUGGGCGUGCAGUCGACGCUUCACGCGAUCGGACGAGCUGCAGCGCCACAUGAAGACCCACACGGGGGAGAAGAGGUUCACGUGCGAGGUGUGCUCCAAGAAGUUCAUGCGGAGUGACCACCUGUCGAAGCACAUUAAGACGCAUGAGAAGAAGCUGCGACGCGUGAUGUCCGCUACAAAGAAGGCCACCGCGCGGAAGGGUGUCAAAGCCAAGGAGGAGGUGACCGUUGAACCUGAUCUUGAGAGUCUGCCAGCGGUCAAAGUGGAACCCACGCCGACCGAUUAUCAGGACCCCGUCAUCUACCAUUCCCACCAUCAGACUACCUCAGCUUUUCCUGCCAGUCAUGCUGGCAACUCGUUCUCCGUUCCACCCCCUCCCGCCCCCACACAGAACGUGCCAUCCAGCGAGGAUUUCCCCAUGGCGUGUCAAUUCUACGGGCUGAGGUUCGCAUUCGACAAGCCCCAGUACCAGUACCACCAGACUCCGACCGCAUCCUAUGGCAACUUCCCCGACUAUCCAACGUACAAAAGCUACUAG
Molecule: messenger RNA, 1200 nt
Organism: Phlebotomus argentipes
Lineage: Eukaryota; Metazoa; Arthropoda; Insecta; Diptera; Psychodidae
Product: transcription factor btd-like
Exons: 2
Coding region: 1-1200 (399 amino acids)
Biological process (GO): regulation of transcription by RNA polymerase II
Molecular function (GO): RNA polymerase II cis-regulatory region sequence-specific DNA binding; DNA-binding transcription factor activity, RNA polymerase II-specific
Source: RefSeq, a predicted model, not a curated record